This is a messenger RNA of Cylicostephanus goldi, 259 nucleotides long. The record is from the annotation of a GenBank genome assembly. NCBI's taxonomy places the organism in Eukaryota, Metazoa, Nematoda, Chromadorea, Rhabditida, Strongylidae.
GUCUUCCUUUUGGAGCUCCGAUAAUACCAUCCCUACAGACCGUGUUAUCAUCACAAAACCAUUCGAAAAAUACUGGAUGUGACUGUAUGGGAAAUGUAUGUGAUUGCCUCACUACACGCGCAGUACAUCUUGAAGUUGUUGAAAAUUUAACCACAGGAGUAUUUCUGGAUAGUUUCACCGAUUCAUCUCGCGCCCGGAUGUUACCAAGCUCAUGCGCAGUGACUGCAGAACGGAUAUCAAGAACGGAGCCUGAAUAGAU